Messenger RNA from Oppiella nova, 960 nucleotides. Lineage: Eukaryota; Metazoa; Arthropoda; Arachnida; Sarcoptiformes; Oppiidae. The record is from the annotation of a GenBank genome assembly.
AUGAAGUUAACGCCGGAACUGAUCGAAAGCGGUUACCAAUACAUAAACCGCGCGACACGUGACCGCGAACUGGACCUCCGGGCCUAUAAGGUGACGGUCAUCGAGAACUUGGGCGCCACUCUGGACCAGUUCGACGCCAUCGACUUCAGCGACAACGACAUCCGCAAACUGGACGGCUUUCCGCUGCUGCAGCGGCUGAAGACACUGCUGCUCAACAACAACCGGAUCGGCCGUAUCGCCGAUGAUCUGCACGAGUCGGUGCCCAACGUGGAGACAUUGGUGCUGACCAACAAUCACAUGCAAGAGUUGGGUGACAUCGAGCCGUUGGCCAAGUUGCAGAGGUUGUCGACGUUGUCGCUGCUGAACAACCCGAUCACCACCAAAAAGCAUUACCGCCUAUUCGUGAUCCAUAAGCUCCCGAACGUACGGCUCCUGGACUUCAGGAAAGUGCGACAACGAGAGCGCCUGGAGUCCAAACAGCUGUUCAAAGGCACGAAAGGCAAGCAAUUGGAGAGUGAGAUCGCCGUGAAGUCCAAGACGUUUACGCCAGGAGUGGCCGACUCGAGCACAGCUGCCAAAGAGGUGGCCAAUCGACCCGUGCAUACGGCGGCCGAUGUGGAGGCCAUCAAAGCCGCCAUUUCUAAGGCGCAGACACUCGAAGAGAUCGAGCGAUUGAACCAAUUGCUGAAAUCGGGUUAUAUUCCCGGUAAGAGUGACGCCAACUCACGAUUGGCUCAGAAAGUGACACAAAUGGCGGUCGAGGAGGAAGAGGACGACGAAAUGGACGCCAAUACUAACGGAUAUAAUUUCUUAAGCAUUAGGUUUGAAAACCAAUUGCUGAAAUCGGGUUAUAUUCCCGGUAAGAGUGACGCCAACUCACGAUUGGCUCAGAAAGUGACACAAAUGGCGGUCGAGGAGGAAGAGGACGACGAAAUGGACGCCAAUACUAACGGACAGUAA